This is a messenger RNA of Artibeus jamaicensis (Jamaican fruit-eating bat), 6822 nucleotides long. RefSeq names its product amylo-alpha-1, 6-glucosidase, 4-alpha-glucanotransferase (gene AGL). The transcript has 34 exons. NCBI's taxonomy places the organism in Eukaryota, Metazoa, Chordata, Mammalia, Chiroptera, Phyllostomidae. The record is from RefSeq and is a predicted model, not a curated record. Gene Ontology annotation, molecular function: amylo-alpha-1,6-glucosidase activity; 4-alpha-glucanotransferase activity. The coding region runs from base 371 to 4972 and encodes 1533 amino acids. Gene Ontology annotation, biological process: glycogen catabolic process; glycogen biosynthetic process.
ACGCGGAGAGUCUCGGCAAGGACCGGAGCGAGGCGGUCUCCCGGACUAGCUCUCGGCCACGCCCACUGUUCUGGUCACGCCCAUAACGCCUGGGCCACGCCCACAGCUGUCUAGGCCGGGGCCUGCUGCAGCCGCCCCUCCCUUUGCCCUUCAAGGCGCCCGGCCCUCCGUGAGUUGGGCUUCUCGCUGCGCCUGGACAGCCUGCUUUUAAUUUCGCCUUCCUUCCUGUCCCCUCCCCGACUCCAACACCGAGGUGGCGGGUCCCGCAGUGUCCGGGGAGCCGCACGUAUAACUUGCUCGGUGGGUCACCCAUUCCAUUGUGAAAUUCUUUUAAUUCUGCCAAAAGAGUUCAAAUCCUCUAGAAGCCAAAAUGGGACACAGUAAACAGGUUAGAAUUUUACUUCUGAACGAAAUGGAAAAGCUGGAAAGGACCCUCUUCAGACUUGAACAAGGGUUUGAACUGCAGUUCCGAUUAGGCCCAACUUUACAGGGAAAGGCGGUUACUGUGCACACUAAUUACCCAUCUCCCGGAGAAACAUUUAAUCGAGAAAAGUUCCGUUCGCUGGUGUGGGAGAAUCCAUUAGAAAGAGAAGAUGAUUCUGAUAAGUACUGUAAACUUAACCUUCAACAAGCCGGGUCAUUUCAGUAUUACUUCCUUCAAGGGACUGAGAAGAGCGGAGGGGGCUACAUAGUUGUGGACCCUGUUCUACGAGUUGGUGCUGAUAACCAGGUGUUGCCCUUGGACUGUGUGACCCUCCAGACCUUUUUAGCGAAGUGCCUGGGGCCCUUCGAUGAGUGGGAGAGUCGCCUGAGGGUUGCAAAGGAGUCGGGUUACAACAUGAUUCAUUUUACCCCGCUGCAGACCCUUGGAGAGUCCAGGUCCUGCUACUCCCUUGCGGAUCAGUUGGAAUUAAACCCCGACUUUUCAAGACCUAAUAAAAAAUGUACCUGGAAUGACAUUGGGCAGCUAGUGGAAAAAUUGAAAAAGGAAUGGAAUAUUCUUUGUAUUACUGAUGUGGUCUACAAUCACACUGCUGCUAAUAGUAAGUGGAUCCAGGAGCAUCCGGAGAGUGCGUACAACCUUGUGAAUUCUCCGCACCUGAAACCUGCCUGGGUCCUAGACAGAGCGCUGUGGCACCUGUCCUGCGACGUGGCAGGAGGGAGAUACAGAGAGAAGGGGGUGCCCGCCUUGAUCGAGAACGACUACCAGAUGAAUUGCAUCCGAAAAAUAAUUUGGGAAGAGGUCUUUCCCAAGAUUCAGCUCUGGGAAUUUUUCCAAGUGGACGUGGACAAAGCCGUUGAGCAAUUCAGAGGACUCCUCAUGCAAGGAAACAGGCAGACAACAACCAAGCCUGACCCCCAGCAGCACCUGAAGAUCCUUCAGGACCCUGAGUACAGGCGGCUCGGCUGCACCGUGGACAUGAGCAUCGCACUGGCCACUUUCGUCCCCCACGACAACGGGCCGGCUGCCAUUGACGAGUGCUGUCACUGGUUCCGGAAGAGGCUCGAGGAAUUGAAUUCAGAAAAACACCAACUCAUCAACUAUCAUCAGGAGCAGGCGGUUAAUUGCGUUUUGGGAAACGUGUUUUACGAACGACUGGCUGGCCAUGGUCCCAAACUAGGAGCUGUCACUAGGAAAUACCCGUUAGUUACCAGAUACUUCACUUUCCCGUUUGAAGAGAUGACUCUCCCAGAGGAGGAGUCCCUGCUGCACCUGCCGCGCAGAGCCUGCUUUCUGAUGGCGCACAACGGGUGGGUGAUGGGAGACGACCCCCUGCGCAACUUCGCCGAACCAGGUUCAGAUGUUUAUCUCAGGAGAGAACUGAUUUGCUGGGGAGACAGCGUGAAGUUGCGCUAUGGGAAUGGGCCGGAGGACUGCCCCUACCUGUGGGCCCACAUGAAAAAAUACACGGAAAUAACCGCGACCCACUUCCAGGGGGUCCGCCUGGACAACUGCCACUCCACACCGCUCCACGUCGCCGAGUACAUGCUGGACGCUGCGCGGAAACUGCAGCCCAAUCUCUACGUGGUGGCGGAACUGUUCACGGGAAGUGAAGACCUGGACAAUGUCUUCGUGACGCGGCUGGGCAUCAGCUCCUUGAUAAGAGAGGCAAUGAGCGCACAUAACAGCCACGAGGAGGGCAGACUGGUUUACCGGUACGGGGGCGAGCCCGUGGGGUCCUUCGUGCAGCCCUGCCUGAGGCCCCUGGUGCCGGCCAUCGCCCACGCCCUGUUCAUGGACAUCACCCACGACAACGAGUGUCCUAUCGUGCACCGAUCGGCCUACGACGCCCUCCCGAGCUCCACCGUCGUCUCCAUGGCGUGCUGCGCUAGCGGGAGCACCAAAGGCUACGACGAACUGGUGCCUCACCAGAUUUCAGUGGUGUCCGAAGAGCGGUUCUAUACCAAGUGGAGCCCCGGGGCCUCCCCAUCAGACACCGGGGCCGUCAGUCUCCAGAGCGGAAUCAUUGCAGCCAGGCGCGCUGUCAACAGGCUCCACCAGGAGCUGGGGGCCGGCGGCUUCACUCAGGUGUACGUGGACCAGGUGGAUGAGGACAUAGUGGCCGUGACGAGGCACUCUCCUAACAGCCAUCAGUCGGUGGUGGCUGUGUCUAGGACCGCUUUCAGGAACCCCAAGACUUCCUUCUACAGCAAGGAAGUGCCGCAGAUGUGCAUCCCUGGCAAAAUCGAAGAAGUAGUUCUUGAAGCUAAAACUGUUGAACGAAAUACAAAACCUUAUAAGAAGGAUGAAAAGGCAAUCAAUGGAAUACCUAAUAUCACAGUAGAACUUAGAGAACACAUUCAGCUUCACGAGAGUAAAAUUGUUAAACAAGCUGGAAUUACCACAAAGGGACCCAAUGAAUACAUUCAAGAAAUAGAAUUUGAAGACUUAUCUCCAGGAAGUGUUAUUGUCUUCAGGGUCAGUCUUGACCCACAUGCACAGGUCGCCGUUGGAAUCCUUCGAAACCACCUGACACAGUUCAGCCCUCACUUCAAGUCCGGGAGCCUGAUGGUGGACAAUGCAGACCCCGUGUUAAAAACCCCCUUCGCUUCCAUCGCCUCCAGGCUGACCCUGGCCGAGCUGAACCAGGUGCUUUACCGGUGCGAGUCCGAGGAGCGGGAGGACGGGGGCGGGUGUUACAGCGUGCCGAACUGGUCACCUCUCAAGUACGCCGGGCUUCAAGGACUGAUGUCCGUACUGGCGGAGAUAAGGCCAAAGAAUGACCUGGGGCACCCCUUGUGUGACAACCUGAGGUCCGGAGAUUGGAUGAUUGACUACGUCAGCAGCCGGCUCAUCGCCCGCGCGGGGGCCAUCGCCGAGGUUGGCAAAUGGCUGCAGGCCAUGUUCUUCUACCUGAAGCAGAUCCCGCGGUAUCUCAUCCCCUGUUACUUCGACGCAAUACUGAUCGGCGCCUACACCACCCUUCUGGAUGCCGCCUGGAAGCAGAUGUCCAGCUUCAUUCAGGACGGCUCCACCUUUGUGAAGCACCUGGCGCUGGGCUCGGUGCAGAUGUGCGGCGUGGGCAAGUUCGCCUCCCUGCCGCUGCUGUCGCCAGCCCUGAGGGACGUGCCCUCCCGGCUCAACGAGGUGACAAAGGAAAAGGAGCAGUGCUGUGUGUCCCUGGCGGCAGGCUUGCCUCAUUUUUCCUCUGGCAUCUUCCGCUGCUGGGGAAGGGACACGUUCAUCGCGCUCAGAGGUCUGCUGCUCAUUCCCGGCCGCUACGCGGAGGCCAGGAAUAUCAUACUCGCGUUCGCUGGCACCCUGAGACACGGGCUCAUCCCCAACCUCCUGGGGGAGGGGACCUACGCCAGAUACAACUGCAGGGACGCCGUGUGGUGGUGGCUGCAGUGCAUUCAGGAUUACUGCCGUCUGGUCCCCAACGGCCUGGACAUUCUCCAGUGCCCCGUGUCCAGAAUGUACCCCACGGACGACUCCGCCCCUCUGCCCGCCGGCAACGUGGACCAGCCGCUGUUCCAGGUGAUCCAGGAGGCCAUGCAGAGGCACGUGCAGGGCAUCCAGUUCCGGGAGAGGAACGCCGGCCCACAGAUAGACCACCACAUGAAGGACGAAGGUUUCAAUGUAACCGCAGGAGUGGACGAAGAAACGGGAUUUGUUUACGGAGGAAACCGCUUUAACUGCGGCACGUGGAUGGACAAAAUGGGCGAGAGCGACAGAGCCAGGAACAGAGGCAUCCCCGCCACCCCGAGGGAUGGGUCUGCUGUGGAAAUCGUGGGCCUGAGUAAGUCUGCCAUUCGCUGGUUGCUGGAAUUGUCCAGAAAAAAUAUCUUCCCUUAUCAUGAAGUCACAGUAAAAAGAGAUGGAAGGGCGGUGACGGUCUCCUACGACGAGUGGAACAGGAAAAUACAAGACAACUUUGAAAGGCUGUUCUACGUGUCCGAAGAUCCGUCUGACGUGAAUGAGAAGAACCCCCACCUGGUUCACAAGCGCGGCAUAUACAAGGACAGCCACGGGGCGUCCAGCCCCUGGUGCGACUACCAGCUGCGGCCCAACUUCGCCAUCGCGAUGGUGGUCGCCCCUGAGCUCUUCACGGCGGAGAAAGCGUGGAAGGCUUUGGAGAUGGCAGAGAAGAAGCUGCUGGGUCCCCUUGGCAUGAAAACUCUGGAUCCAGAUGACAUGGUUUACUGUGGGGUCUAUGACAACGCCUUGGACAACGACAACUACAACCUCGCGAAAGGUUUCAACUAUCACCAAGGACCGGAGUGGCUGUGGCCCAUUGGGUAUUUUCUUCGUGCAAAAUUGUAUUUUUCUAAAUUGAUGGGUCCCGAGGCGAAUGCAAAGACUGUGUUUUUGGUUAAAAAUGUCCUUUCUCGGCACUAUGUUCAUCUCGAGAGGUCCCCCUGGAAAGGCCUCCCGGAGCUGACCAACGAGGACGGCCAGUACUGCCCUUUUAGCUGUGAGACCCAAGCCUGGUCCAUCGCUACCAUUCUUGAAACGCUCUACGACUUAUAGUUGGCUCGCUGCUCUUUAUUAAGUAUGCAGUCUCUUGUAUUAUGGAUGCAAGGACAUAAUAUAAUGUAAUUGCUCAGUAUGCAAGCUCAAGGCAGAUAAAACCUCACUCAUGUGCUACUGAUGCACCGUUGGGUAAAAACCCUGUGAAAGCAUCAGUGUUUCGUUAUUUAAUGUGCAGAGCCGUUGACUUAAGUCAGAGAGAAAGGCAUCGUGACUAAUGAGAAGUUUUUCUUUUGAAAUCAAUAAGAAUUCUUCAAACGCCUCCAAAUAACAAGUUUGGAAAAAAGAGAUCAUGUCAUCUGCUAUUUGGACAUAAAGUGAAAAUGAAAUUAUGAGGAUGUACUCAUGAAAAAGACGGGAAAAAAAUAAAGGUAAUUGAGGCAUAAAGAGAAGAAUCAGGAAAACUAGAAAAACAUUUUUUAAGUCUGCUCUAUGCAUUGUCUUCAGUAGUAACGGGUACUGAAUGGGCUGUGCUUAAUUAACGGUCUCACCUUCCACUGCGGUGCUUCUCGCACCUUCCACACUGCACUCAGUAACUGUGAAGUGAGUGUCCAGUGCUGGACGUAUCCACCCCCAACACACGCUCACAAAAGGGCACAGGUGUUCACAUGUGCUUUUAUUUUUUCGCUGAUACAUUAAUGUGUUUUCGUAUAACGAAUGCCAUCAGUAUAUUUAACAUAAUUGUGCUAAUAAUGUGCAGGCUAUAUGAGAAAUGCCACAAAGUGUUAGGAAUUUAUUUCCUAAAAACAGUUUUGUAAAAUUAAUAUUGUUUCUGUGUCCUACUAUGAGAUCGUUUACAUUUUUAAAAUGCAAAAGGUUUGGCAUAGUUAUGAGAACUUUAGAGAAAAAAAUGCUAUAUUAAUUUUCUAAAACUUCACUAUUUUUAGUUUGUGUGUAAAAGGUAUUGAUGGAUCAUAGCAGAUUCUGGUUCCUAGGCACCACAACCUACCAUUGACAAAUUUUAAUAUAAUGAAAAUACAGAUAUGAAUUCAGUAGUGAUCUUUAAUUCAAUAAAAUCAUUUGAAAAGUUUUCCAUGUUAUUUUAAGAUACCUUAAACCUGAAACAGUCAUAAAACAAAAAAGGUUUUUAACGUUUUUGUGAUUUGACUUUUUGAAUAGUACUUGUUUUCUAGGUGGAAUUUUUUUUUUUUACCAUUUUACUGUUUUUGUCUCAAGAAAACAUUUCAAACAGAUUGUUAUACUUUCCGUUGAAAGAAAGUCGUUGCAGAAGUCCUUCCAUUACUACAUAAUAUUAUUCAUCUGUUAUCCUAGGGAUAACAUCUGGGGUUAUCCUCAGCAGGGCAAAUAACCCACCUCAGUGAAUUUUUGAGACAUUGUGUUGCUGCAAUAGAAAAGUAAACGGUUAUAUUCCUAAUAAGGAAUAUGAAUGAAAAAAACACUGUUGCGAUCCGCAAGCUCCAUUGUAAAGUCUCAGAAGGCAAGUCAUGCAUUAUUUCAUCCAAAGUAUUUAAAACAACAGCUCCAGACUUGAGAGGGAUAAAUGUCACUAGACUAAAAGUUGUGUACGCAGAACGCCACUUUCCCGAGUGAUGUUGGAUGAGGCUCCUUUAUGUUACAUUUGCAGAAGGGCUCUGGCCCGGGGUUCUUAUGAAUGCAAAUCAGUGUCCCCUGUAACAGGAGAAGGGAAUUUGCCACUUUAACCAGCAUGCUAUGAUCGCUUAUUAAGAAUCAGAGAUACUGGAGGAGCCACGAGACCUGUCCUGUCUGUGGACCUUAGGACCUCUGUGUGUGUCACUCCUUUCUGAUGUGUCCUCAGCUGGCCUCUCUGGGAGGCAGGGGUCGUUUUUGUGUCUGUGUGCUGAGAAAAUAAAAUCUUUUCUAAAGGUCUA